This is a messenger RNA of Atta colombica, 1659 nucleotides long. RefSeq names its product calponin homology domain-containing protein DDB_G0272472-like. The transcript has 3 exons. The coding region runs from base 1 to 1659 and encodes 552 amino acids. Lineage: Eukaryota; Metazoa; Arthropoda; Insecta; Hymenoptera; Formicidae. The record is from RefSeq and is a predicted model, not a curated record.
AUGACUGCAAACGAUCUCAUGGUGAAACCAGAUUCCACCAUGAAUGAGGUGGCGAAGCAGAUGAGUUUGAUCCCUUUACCUAAAGUACAAUGUAGUUUACCCAUAGUGAGAAAGUAUCCCAUUGAUGUUCUCGGCACGGCAAAUGUAUCUUACGGGCACAAGUUGCGCGAACGCAAAAGUUGCCGCAUUGUAAAGGACCAUGACUUGGAUAGAUCUAUCUUCGAAGACACAGAAGAGGAAAAGAGAGAGUACAACCAGAUACUUAAAACUCUGGAGUUCAAGAAAGAAACCGAUCGGAAAAUCAACAACAAGAAUCUUCGUCAACGAGUCCAACAAGACAUAUCGGCGUAUGAGGAGAAUCUACAGACGCGUAGGGAGAAAUUACGCGAUCUCGUAUCGAGCGAAGAGGCGAAUCUAAUGAGAGAGAUCAUGGAGAUGGCGCAGCGGAAUGAAUGUGCCCGAUUCGAAGAGAUACUUGCGAGAACAGAAGAGUUGAAGAAACGGCACGAUGAGGAGCACAAAACAAUGGUAGCUGUCAAACAGAUGCAACAAUAUCUAGCCUCAUGUCAAGAUAUUAAGCAAGAAUUCUCCAGAAGAUGCACGAUUGAUGCGAAGCAAUGUAACGUGGCACAGAUGGCGAGCAACGAAGCAAAGAAAUUGGCAGAGAGGGAGCUGGACGCUGUCUGGCACGAGAUAAUGCUGAAGGAGUCUGAAGUGAAGAGACAUAAAGAGACAGAGGAGUCGGAGAGACGAACCUUAGCCCAGCAAGAAACGGUGUCCACUUUAGCCAAGCAAGUGGCAGACAAGUUGGCGCUGGAAGACGAGAAGAAGCGAGUUAAGAGAGACGAACAGGAGCAUCUGAAGCGGCUGCGCGAGGAUAUGCGUCGAGCGGAGUUAAAGAAUCUCGAGAUGGAAAGGCAAAAGCGGGAAAAGUUGAAGAAGGAACUCGAGGAGCAAAUCCUGACGACAAAGAAGUUCAUCGCCAAAUGUGCUCACGAGGAAACCAUGGUGGAUCGCAUAUUCAAAACUUUGGCCGAAGAAGAAUUGGCCAAGGAGAAGGUCCAUGCGAAACGGGAUAUCCUUCGUACAGAAUUAGAUUCCUAUCUUAAGUAUCUAAAAGACUUGAAGCAGGAAAAGGUCAAACGGAAUCUUGAAAUGGAAGCUAUUAUUCGGCAGUCGCACAAGGACAUCGAAGCAAAACGCGAACUCGAAUUGAAGAAAUUCAAGGAAAUUCGCCGGCGUGCCAUGCAGGAAGUUCUUCGCGGUCGGGAGGAACAACUGAUGAUGCGACAGGAAGCAGAGGAGCGGGAACGACAAUUGAAAAUAGAGGAGCGAGAGAUGCUCGAAAGACAGAUCGAGAUGAACGCCAACUUGACUGCGAUGGAACAGAAGGAGAAUAGAGAAAAAGCACUUCGAUACGGAUUGCAACUCAAGGAGCAGCAAAGAUGCGUCGAAACGACGAGACGCCACGAAUUAGAGAAGGAGCGACAAUAUUACCAGGCCGAGAUGAAGAGGCAGGCGGAAGAAAAUCAGAGGCUCACGGACGAGCUGUUGAAUGUUUCCGAGAGAAUGAGUAUUACGCCGCAUCCGUUUAAAGCUCUACUGAAGGAAUCUUUGAAGGAGAAGGAAGGACGUCCUCCAACUUUAACUUCCGCGUAA